This is a messenger RNA of Thamnophis sirtalis, 7060 nucleotides long. The record is from RefSeq and is a predicted model, not a curated record. NCBI's taxonomy places the organism in Eukaryota, Metazoa, Chordata, Lepidosauria, Squamata, Natricidae.
AUACAGCCAGUGAAAUGGAGGAAUUGGAAAUUGACAGCAUCUCAUUGGUACCUGAGCAGGAAAACCAUGAUCCAGUAAAACUUCAGGUCUUCUUGGCUCGAUAUAGUUACAAUCCUUUUGAUGGCCCCAAUGAGAAUCCUGAGGCCGAACUACCACUUACAGCUGGCGAGUAUAUUUACGUUUAUGGAGAAAUGGAUGAAGAUGGCUUUUUUGAAGGGGAGCUGAUGGAUGGCCGGAGAGGCCUUGUCCCUUCCAACUUUGUGGAGCGACUUGCAGAUGAUGACCUGGUUACUUUCUUGCCUCAGGAACUCCAUGAUCUCUCCCAAAGCUCCCCUCUUGAGCGGAGUUUUCUCAGCAUAAGCAUCAGCAGUGGAGAGAGAAGUGAUUAUUCAUUGGAGGAGCUCAAUGCCAGCACAGCUCCCUCUAGGCUAGAAGGGGACCAAGGAGAAGGAGGUAUUUCCAUUGCAGUGCCUUAUCCCAGAAAGGUGACUCUAAUCAAACAGUUUGCCUCUAGCCUCUUGGUGACAUGGGAUCCACCACUGGUGCCUAGUGGAAGCUGCUUGGAUGUCCAGAGCUACAAUGUCUUUGUGGACGCUGAACUCCGGGAAAACGUGAAGGCCAGUUCCCAGAUGAAGGCCAUGAUCGACAGACUGGACUUGAAAACAAAAGCCUAUCGUGUCUCCAUACAGAGUGUUUCUGAGAAGGGCAGCUCAGACAGACUGCAGUGCACAUUCCUGGUGGGAUGUGGUUUUGUCUUAGCUCCAAGCCAGCUCCAAGUGCGGAGUGUCAAGGCCACUUCCGUGGAGCUGUCCUGGAUGUCAAGCAACAGCAACUUCCCACAUACCAUAUACCUCAACGGGGGAGCAUGUGAUAUAGUGAAGGCUGGAAUAUAUUGGUACACUUUUCGCAAUCUGAAUCCAAACACUUCCUACAUUGCCACAGUCGAAAUCCAGCCUCAACAGGCUUUCUGGAAAACGUUUCCAGAGGUGGAAGAGCAGGUCUUGUCCACAGAGAUCCAGUUCACGACAUCUUCAGCAGGGUCUCCAGAUGCUCCGCUGGAUGUCCGGGUGGAUCCUGGCCCCACAUCUGGUAUUCUGGUCAUCAGCUGGUUGCCAGUCACCAUUGAUGCUGAAGGAUCAUCCAAUGGAGUGCGCGUCACUGGCUAUGCAGUGUAUGCUGAUGGACAAAAGGAACUGCUGCUCACUGUGACAAAACAGGAGCCACGCAUUUCAGACAGUGGUGCUAAUAGCCUGGAGACCUUUGAAAGUUGCUCGGCAGAACAGGGGACAAAUGCCCCACCAGAAAGAGAGCCAGAUAACAGCCAGAGUUCCCUGGAACCCCCCAUGGACAGACCUUCCAAGGAAGAAGACAGCGCCACCGGGGAGGUGGGCCAAAGUGAAGGACAAACUCCAGAAUCUUUAGUUGAUUCAGGGAGGAUGAAGCCGUUGAAAGAAGGCUCCAGGGAUGACUCUUCUCAGCUGGUGCCCAGGAUCAGAAGAGAGCAAGCAGAGAAAAGAUCAGAUCCAGGAAAUCGGACAUUAAAUCUUCUAACUGACCACAAUCGUGGUUCUGACCUUUCUGAUAUUACGGAGGAAGAGGAGGAAGAGGACGAGAAGGAGGAGGAAGAAGAGAAGCCAGUUUCUGGUAGACCAGGGGAAAUGAAAUGGAAUCCAAGUGAAUAUGGCGGCAGAGAGAAUGGAGACAAGUUGGAUCUUGGUGAUACUGACAGCGAUGAAGAAAUCUUGGAACGGAUUCUGGAAAUGCCAUUGCAAAAAAAUCGCAGCAAGGCUCUGUUUAGUAUUCCUGAAGUGACUGAAGAGGAGGAGGAGCAAGAACAGGAAGAUGAUGAUGAUGAUGAGGUUGAUGAUGAUGAUGAUGAAGAAGAAGAAGGCUGGGACCCAGUCCUAAACCAACCUAUUUCCAUCCCUCUGGAAAAGAAGACUGUGGAAAGUUUCCAGAGUAAGCUUCCUAAUCAUACCAGAAGAGCACAAGAUCCUCCCUGUUCUUGGUCUAGAAGAAACCACAAUCUUUCAGAGCUGAUCUUACCUGAAAAGACCCUUCUACAGACGUUGAGAGGGGAGUGUAUGAAUGAAACGUCCAGUUGCUCUGGAAGAUGGGAUGGUGAAGAUAUAACCUAUCAGUGGGAUGAUCGAAAGAAACCAUCGAGAUCUCCUCUUUUGGAAUGGAGAAAAUCCAGUCAUUGCAAGGAGAAGACACGUGCCCAACCCCAGGGACAUAGGAAGCGAAAAGGAGACAUCCGCGAGCCCAGUGUUUCUCUGCGGAGCAAUUCCUACUACACCGGAGGUGGUCUUUACAGAGUGCAGAGCCUCACAGAGAAUUUGAAUGUGAUCACCAGCCUUGAGAUGGAGGAUGAUUUGAAGCUCUGCAGCUGGGCAGGACAAAGGCUGGAUCAAGUUCCUCCAAGGAGAAUGAUGCCCCAAGAGAAAAGGGAGAAAGCUGUGCAAAGCCUCCCUCGCUGCCUCAGGCCGGAGAAUUUGGAGAUUGACAUUGAAUAUGAUUCAAACGAGGAAGAGGAUUUAACCAUCACUUCCACACCAGUGAGCCUGUUGAGUUCGGAUGGGAGGGCUGAUGGAUCACCCACAGAUUGUGAGGAGGAAUGGAGUGACUGCUCCAGCCGGUCAGGAUCAGUCCAAUCCAGUGGGCGACGAGAACUGAAGCGAUCCAAUAGUUGGGAGGGAGAGAGCACGGAUUGGAGCACAUCUCCCAGCCAUUCAUCUGGACAUUGCAGAUGGAGGAAGAAGGCCAAUGGGGCCCCAGAAGAAUGGAACAGGACUUGGGAGAAAAGUCCUUCUGUCUUGGGAGCCAGGCCAGAGCAGGCUUGGAAGGAGGGCCCACUUGUGCAAACAUGGGUGACAGGUAAUCCUGGGUUGUUGGACUCAACAUCUUACCAGUCCCCUGUCCAGAGAGACAGAAGGUCUCUGAGAAAAAGCCAAGAAGGGACCCCACCUCUCAGUGGAACUAUUGGAACUUGGAGGAGUCCUUCCAUUGAAUCAGCAGACGACAAGGGCUCAGCACGUCUGUUUGUGGCUCUUUUUGACUAUGAUCCUGUUUCGAUGUCCCCUAAUCGGGAUGCUGCCGAAGAGGAGCUUCCAUUUCAAGAGGGCCAGAUUCUGAAGGUCUAUGGUCACAAAGACGCAGAUGGUUUCUACAGAGGGGAAUGUGCAGGAAGAACAGGGUUCAUACCCUGCAACAUGGUGUCUGAACUCCGGGUGGACAGUGACAGUGCAAGAAAACAGCUGUUAGAAGAAGGCCACAUUUCUACUGACAUGCUGAUGGAAAGUCUAGGGAAUGGUGCAUUUUCUCCCCCUCCAUCGCACCCAUUAAAUCGCCCUUCAAAGCCUCGGCGAUCUAAGAAAGCAGAAUCAAUCAGGGUGGAAGAUCAGGUUCCUGAUUUAGGUUGAGCUCAGAUUUUGUGCUGGGGACAUUGUGACUGUGCUCAGUUCCAUGGAUGAUGAUGGGUUCUACUAUGGGGAGGUAAAUGGACAGAAAGGUCUUGUUCCAUCUAAUUUCCUGGAAGCUUUGCCAUCAGACGGAGCACUGGCAAGUGAGCCAAGCCUUGGAAGGCAGCGAGUGAGGAAAAGAAGAAUCCAGUGAUGCAUGUGAGACAGUCAAGAGGAAGAGAGAAAAGCAGAGAACAAUCACUGGUAUCCAGUAGAUCAUCUGAUACACCUUCCAUUUUUGCUUAGCACCUGGACCGUCCACUGCCUCAGAGUCUCAGGGUUGGGUGUCUCUUGAGCAUCUCAAUCCUGAGACCUGCCCUUCAGGACAAGAAGAACAUAUUCCUGAAAAGAGAGAAAAUUCACCCCAGGUCGAGCAAGAAGAAUGGUGCUGAGCUCAGCUGCCAUAAAGCGUUGCAGUAAAAAAGGAACGAAUCACGAUGUAAUUCGCAAUGGCAUUUUAUUUCUAUAGAUUGCAAGAUGUGUCAAGUGGUUUGGGAAGCAAGUAUGAGCUCCAGAAAGGGAGUUCUGUAGAGACACGUUGCUCACAAUCUCUUCUCCAGUCUGUAAUGUAGUUCAGUGGAUGUUCCCUAUUUUACUUCCAGAAAGUAUGUCCCUUGUUUUGGAAAUCAAAGCUGCUUUCUUAGGCCUUUUCUCUCAGCAUAUCACUUCUCUCGAUCCACAACUUUCUUUUAUCGCCUUUUCUCAACCGGUCUCAACUUGGACAUUGUCCUUCUCAGAAAGAAUCAGACAAGGAUCUAAUUUGGCUGGGUCUGGCUGAAUUGUUGUUGACUAUAUAUUAUCUGGGGGUUCCUGCUCAAGAACCUUCAUGUUUGCCAGUGGAAGACUCACACAACCAUCUUCGUGUGGAGUCUUGUUUUGAUACAGCAACUUCUCUUUUUGUGGUACUCUAAUGCUAAACUGCACAUUUCUGUCCCCUGAGUAGAAAUCAGGGCAUUUACCAUUUGAUGGUAAGUUAAGGACAUUGAUUGCCUUCAGGUACAUAACUCUGUACAGUACCAUGAUAAAUAAUUUACUGUAAUAAUGCCGCUAAUCAUUCCUUGGACAUCAAAUGUGACCAACAAGCAUUAGUGGAGUGCAUAAUACCAGACAUGUCACUGGAAGGAAAAAAAAUCACAAAAUUGUGCCUCAUUUGGGGGAAUGUGGGGGAAUUCACUGGAGAAAGCAAUUAUGUUUGGAGUUAGUGAUAAAAGGAAAGCAGGCCACCGAAGAACAUGAUGGCUGGAUACGAUCAGCGCUAACACCAACCAGAGCAUAGGAAAACUUAAAGAAGUUGUGCAAGAUUGGAAGAUGUGGAGAGGCCUGGCCGAUAGACUUGCUAAGAUUUGGGCACAAUUGAAUGGAUAAUAUCAUCAUCAUCAUCAAUAUCAUCAUCAUUGCCAAUGAUGGAAUUUUACUUAUCUAUUCUUACCUUUCUCAUUUUUUCCUGGAUUACAUUCAAACAGUUUGAAACCUCUGAAUAUAAAAUCUCAUUCAUAGGUUGUGUCAUCCUAUAACGUACCAUGCAUGGGGAAAACAUCACUUCUGCUUCAGAUACUGUAUGUCAUGGGAGCUCCCACAAUGCCAGCUGAGAUGUGGGGGCAGCAUCUCAUAAGCAUCCAAAUCAUCCAGCUCAAGAUCUUAUAGGAAGGAGAUUCCCCCCCACCCUACAUCCCUGCUUCCAAUUUUUGCAUUUUUAUUAGAGAGGGUUUGACAUGAUCACCGUCUUUUGGUCCACAGAUCGUUACCGGCUAAAGGUGAGAGAAUCAGAAAGUCAGGCUCACCCACAGUUAGGGACUACUCUCAUCCUCCAAAUAGUUGUAACAUGUCCAGACUCAAGAUCAUAACAUUUACUUGGUACGUGGGCAAAAAAAUCCCCCCAAAUGCUACCAUUUAGUAAAGCAUGGAGAUGGUUAUUAGAUAGAUUUCUGGCUACAGAUUUGUAGAAUAUAUGCAGCUCGAGAAAAGUGCUAACAGCCCAUUUAGAACGUCUGUGCUAGAUAUGCGACUGAGUAAGCUUUCUGUUUUCCAUAGUUAGACUCUCUACUCAGAGUGUAAAGGUAAUAAGCAGGGGUGAAAUCUACUUACCUUUGCUAUCGGUUCGGUAGCAAUGUGAGCGUGCACACAAAGCGUCAAAAACGGACGUGAUGACAUCCGGGCGGGUGAGCGGAGCCUGCUACUGAAUAGUGAACAGUGAGGUGGAAAGGUGGGGAAUCCACUGUACCAUGCGAUUUAGAUUAACUAGAAAGCAGGAAAUAAAUCAUGCAUCACAGGUGAUCAUCAGAAAAACCAGUUCGCCUGAACCGGUUUCAUUUUUUUUACUACCGGUUCGGGCGAAUCAGUAGCAUUUUUACUAUCAGUUUGGGUCAACCAAUCCGAACCAGUAGCAUUUCACCCUUGAUAAUAGGUCUCAUUGGCUAUUGCCUUCAGUUAUUGGUAUUCACAGGUACAUUACACCUGAAAGGGAGAGGUUUCAUUUCAUCUAAUCUCAAAGGAUCUCUUAUUUCUGUUCCAUGAAAUUAACUAGUUUCUCCUUUAAUACCAUCUAAGCCUAUGAUCAUUAACACAUUGUGCAAUAUAAAUUAUGUAUAAAUUAUGUAUUUUGAGAAGGUCUCUGUCCUGAAUCUCUGUCAACAGCACUGUUGGAUUUCCAUUUUGAGUUUGGAACAAAAGACUAAUUCACUAAUUCGCCAACUUCCAGAUUCAUUUGGACUACAGCUUCCAUUCCCAACUUGAACAUUGUGGGUGAAAAUCCUAAGAAUUGCAAUCCCAACAACUCUGGAAAGUAUCUAUUUUAUGGAAAGCUGCUCUUUCUCUUCUACGCCCCAGGUAUAAUUUAUAAUCCUCUGGAGUUCCUGCUUCACAGUUGCCUAGAACAAUUCUUAACCACUGCCUAUUAUUGACAUUGAGAUUGCCAGUUGACUUUGACUUAGCUUAAAUGGGCCAUCAAUUGGCUUGCAUUUACUUCAUUUCAUAAAAGAUGUUCAACUCACCCUUCGCCUAUGCCCAAGAAUAUAUCAAAAUGCAGACUGCACUGUAUUAUGGAAACCUAACACUUUCUUUAAAAUAGCUCUGAAUGGCAUUGUGAUUCUUUUCUUGGUAGAAGACUUCUUUGCCAGGAUCAAAGUUGGACCUAAAGUUGGAACCAUGUUUUCAUGAAGUGAAAUUCUGAGGCGAAUGUCCACUACUGAAGAAACAGAGAGAGAGAGGGAGAGAGAAAGGGUGGGGGGAGAGAAUGGCUAAGUUGGAUUAAGUUGAUAAUAGGUACAAGUAUGAGAGUUUAUCCUUUGUCCCUGGUUACUGGCAUUCUAAACUAAGAAGGCAGCCCAGACUCGACCAGUGUCCUUCUCCUGUGGUCUGCCUUUUGUAAGAUUUCCAGCUGCUGAACUAAGCAGCUCUAAUGGUGAGGAUCAGUGGGCACUGUGCCAGCCUGUGUGCCUAGCUGUGGGAAGGGGCGCCCCUUAUUCAGAGGUGACCGCUAUUUUAUGACUGAGAGAUUUGUGUGUGUGUGUGUGUGUUUUAAUAAAUGUGUCCCCCAUUCUUGCAGCCAAUGUACCUCUGCAUGUUUGUUGGGAAAAGGAAUCAUUCUUGUUCAGUAUGGA